UUCUCAUCCGAACCAUAGCCCUAAUCAUAAUUUCACGUUUAUUCGAAAUUGCUUCCGAUAAAACGCUUCCGCCACAACACAAAAGCGGAGGAGGUUUUGCUCGGCGCCGAUCACAGAGGUUUUCUCCAAUCAGAACGUGCAGUCAUCGAUGUUCAAUUUCAUCGCCAAACCCUAGAUGUUGCUGCGGCUUCUUGCAGUUUCUUGAUUUCCGAGGGCUUCGCCGUGCCAAAAUUGGAUUCACUGGUUCUGAUAAAGAUCUGAAAGGAAUCUGAAUUUUAUUGCGUGUGAAGAAGUUUAGAUUUGUUCUCACUGUUGUGGUGGUUCAAUUUGUUCAAUUUUUACCUUAGAAUAGAGAAGAAAAAAAGAAAAAAAAAAGAUAGCUUUGACAUACUGUACUGUUUGAUUUGUUUUAAGUUUCAAUAGCAACUUUUUUUUCUUCAUAUCAAAGUUCUUUUGAUUAUUUGUUUACCUGUUAAUUGAAAUAAUAAUUUACAAAUUUACAAUGGCGGUGUAUUAUAAAUUUAAGAGUGCAAAAGAUUACGAUUCAAUUCCCAUGGAUGGUCCUUUCAUCUCUGUUGGCACAUUGAAACAAAAUAUUUUUGUAUCCAAGCAUUUAGGGAGGGGUACUGAUUUCGACCUACUGGUCACCAACGCCCAGACCAACGAAGAGUAUCUUGAUGAAGAAAUGUUGAUUCCUAAAAACACUUCGGUGUUAAUUAGACGGGUUCCAGGACGGACAGGAUUACCAAUUGUUACUGAACUACAUAGACAAGAGGUGGAAAAUAAGGUGGUGGAAACUGAACCUGAGAACAUUAGCUUACCAGCAGAUGAAACAUCUGCCAUGAAAUAUCCUGAAAAUUUGGAUUGGGAUGAAUUUGGCAAUGAUUUAUAUUCAAUUCCCGAUCAACUGCCUGUUCAAUCGAACAACAUGAUUCUAGAGGCUCCUCCAACUAUCAAUGCUGACGAAGACAGUAAGAUAAAGGCCUUGAUUGAUACUCCAGCGUUGGAUUGGCAACAUCAAGGUUCAGACUUUGGUCCUGGUAGAGGUUUUCAAAGGGGCAUGGGUGGACGGAUGGGAGGUGGGCGUGGUUUUGCAGGGUUGGAGCGGAAAACUCCUCCAGAAGGAUAUGUAUGUCAUAGAUGCAAGGUGCCUGGACAUUUCAUCCAGCAUUGCCCUACAAAUGGUGAUUCAACUUUUGACAUAAAAAAAGUCAGGCAACCUACUGGUAUUCCUAGAUCUAUGCUGAUGGUAAACCCACAAGGUUCCUAUGCCUUACAAAAUGGUUCAGUAGCUGUUUUGAAGCCAAAUGAGGCUGCUUUUGAUAAAGAAAUGGAAGGGUUGUCAUCUACACGUUCAGUUGGUGAUCUACCACCUGAGCUCCACUGCCCCUUGUGCAACAAUGUCAUGAAAAAUGCUGUAUUGACUAGCAAGUGUUGUUUUAAAAGCUUCUGUGACAAAUGUAUUAGAGACUAUAUUAUGUCCAAGUCUGCAUGUGUAUGUCAUGCAACAAAUGUUCUUGCAGAUGAUCUUUUACCUAAUAAGACGCUUAGAGAUACCAUCAACCGGAUAUUGGAGUCUGGCAAUAGCAGUACUGAAAAUGCUGGGAGCACUUACCAAGUUCAAGAUAUGGAGUCUUCUCGUUGUCAACAGCCCAUGAUACCUUCUCCUACUUCAUCUGCUGCCCCCAAGGGAGAACCAAAGGUUUUACUAGUUAAUGAAGGAAUAACAAAUAUACAGGAAAUAGCUGAUGACAGAAAGCCUGUCUCUUCUACACAGCAUGUAUCAGAGCAAGUGAAGAUUCCUAGAGCGGCUGAUGUAUCUGAAGCUACUCGUGAGUCUAUGAGUAUGAAGGAACUAGCCUCACAAGGGAGUGCUAAACUAGUUGAGGAAGAAGUUCAACAAAAAGUGCUUCCUAUUGAUGCAGGAAAGAAAAAGAAAAAGAAGAAAGUCCGUAUGCCCACAAAUGAUGUACAAUGGAAAACCCCUCAUGACUUUGGGGGAGAGAACUAUAUGAUGCCAAUGGGCCCACCGCCUCCUAGUUAUAAUCCAUACUGGAAUGGCAUGCAACCUUGCAUGGAUGGAUUUAUGACACCAUAUGCUGCUCCAAUGCAAAUGAUGGGUUAUGGCCCAGGCCCAUUUGACAUGCCAUUUGCAGGUGGUCUGGCUCAAGACCCAUAUGGCAUGCAAGGAUACAUGAUGCCUGCUGUUCCACCUCAUAGGGAUUUUGCGGAGUUCGGUACAGGGAUGAAUGUUCCACCACCUGUUAUGAAUAGAGAGGAGUUUGAUGCUCGGAAUGCUAAUAUGAGGAGGAAGCAUGAAAAUGAGAGAUGGGGUGAAAGGGACUUCUCCAAAGAUCGGGAAUUUGGUAGGGAGGUGAGCAGUGUUGGGGAUGUUUCUUCGAUGAAAUCAAAAACAAAAUCAAAUCCACCGUCAUCAGGUGCCUAUCCCAUUUCCCAUCAACGUCACCAACCAUCAGAUCUGAACCAUAGAUCAGCUAGGCACUAUUCCGACCGCAACCAGGAGGAUGAGCAAUCACGUCCUCACAAAUCAAAACCAGAGCACUAUUCCGAUCGCAACCAUGAGGAUGAGCGGCGCAACCACCACAGCAACCACAGACCAGAAACUACAUACAAUGAUCGCCAGCAGAAGAGCAACAUCUUUUCUCGGAUAAGUUUCUCAGCUGAGGAGGAAGCCAUUGCUAAAAAGAAAAAGAAGGCUUCUACUUCCACAACGGAAUCAAACGGGUUCUAUGAAGUGAGAAAAGAUGACGAUGAUGGUAGCGACGAUGAUGAACGGCAUUUCAAACGGAAACGGUCGAGGUACGAGUUAGUGGAUUCAAGAGAGCGGAAGCAUAGGUGAAGAAGAUUCGGAAUAGAUUUUAGAUUUUAUUUGCUUAAACUUAACUUAUCUUUCCGAUACAUAAGAAGGAUUUUCCGUCAAAUUUCUACUAUUUACUUCCUCACUGUAAUUUUAUGUACGUUUCACUCAAAUAUAUGUUGAUUAUGUUUUGCUUCAAA
Vicia villosa (hairy vetch) is the source of this 3018-nucleotide messenger RNA. RefSeq names its product E3 ubiquitin ligase PQT3-like. The coding region runs from base 503 to 2860 and encodes 785 amino acids. The transcript has 15 exons. Lineage: Eukaryota; Viridiplantae; Streptophyta; Magnoliopsida; Fabales; Fabaceae. Gene Ontology annotation, molecular function: zinc ion binding; nucleic acid binding; ubiquitin protein ligase activity. The record is from RefSeq and is a predicted model, not a curated record. Gene Ontology annotation, cellular component: nucleus. Gene Ontology annotation, biological process: ubiquitin-dependent protein catabolic process; mRNA processing; protein ubiquitination.